AUGUUCACAAGAAGAAAUGCAAGGUCUGUGUAUAAGAACCAGCUCUGGAUUAUGCAGGAAGAGCUACUGCCACACUUCAUAGGGACUGUCUUUUUUGAUAACUGCCGCAGGAAUGCCGUUUUGGAAGCUGAUUUUGCAAAGAAGGGGCUGAAGCUUCCAAAAGCCAGGAAAACGGGCACGACCAUCGCGGGGGUGGUGUAUAAGGAUGGCAUAGUUCUUGGAGCAGAUACAAGAGCAACUGAAGGCAUGGUUGUGGCUGACAAGAACUGUUCAAAAAUUCACUUCAUCUCCCCUAAUAUUUAUUGUUGUGGUGCUGGGACAGCUGCAGACACAGACAUGACAACCCAGCUCAUUUCUUCCAACUUGGAGCUCCAUUCCCUUUCCACUGGUCGCCUUCCCAGAGUUGUGACGGCCAAUCGGAUGUUGAAGCAGAUGCUUUUCAGGUAUCAAGGCUACAUUGGUGCGGCCCUAGUUUUAGGGGGAGUAGAUGUUACUGGACCUCAUCUCUACAGCAUCUAUCCUCAUGGAUCAACUGAUAAAUUGCCUUAUGUCACCAUGGGUUCCGGUUCCUUGGCAGCUAUGGCUGUGUUUGAAGAUAAGUUUAGGCCAGAUAUGGAGGAGGAAGAGGCUAAGCAGCUGGUGAGUGAAGCCAUCUCAGCUGGCAUCUUGAAUGACCUGGGGUCUGGAAGCAACAUUGAUUUGUGUGUCUUGUGA
This is a messenger RNA of Jaculus jaculus (lesser Egyptian jerboa), 714 nucleotides long. RefSeq names its product proteasome subunit beta type-7-like. Gene Ontology annotation, cellular component: proteasome core complex. The coding region runs from base 1 to 714 and encodes 237 amino acids. The transcript has 2 exons. The record is from RefSeq and is a predicted model, not a curated record. Lineage: Eukaryota; Metazoa; Chordata; Mammalia; Rodentia; Dipodidae. Gene Ontology annotation, molecular function: threonine-type endopeptidase activity.